This is a messenger RNA of Ceratotherium simum simum (southern white rhinoceros), 2629 nucleotides long. Lineage: Eukaryota; Metazoa; Chordata; Mammalia; Perissodactyla; Rhinocerotidae. The record is from RefSeq and is a predicted model, not a curated record.
AAUCUGCUUUCUUUCAGUUUGGAAAUAACAAUAACUACAUGAAUAUGGCUGAGGCAAACAACGCUUUCUUUGCAGCCAGUGAGCAGACAUUUCAUACGCCAAGUCUUGGGGAUGAGGAGUUUGAAAUUCCCCCGAUCACGCCUCCUCCAGAGUCAGACCCCGCCCUGGGCAUGCCCGAUGUGCUUCUACCCUUUCAAGGCCUCAGCGACCCGUUGCCUUCCCAGGGAAGUGAAUUCACACCCCAGUUUCCCCCUCAAAGCCUGGAUCUUCCUUCCAUUACAAUCUCAAGAAAUCUCGUGGAACAAGAUGGCGUGCUUCAUAGCAGUGGGUUGCAUAUGGAUCAGAGCCACACACAAGUUUCACAGUACCGGCAGGAUCCUUCCUUGAUCAUGAGGUCCAUUGUGCACAUGACAGAUGCUGCUCGCUCUGGGAUCAUGCCUCCUGCCCAGCUCACCACCAUCAACCAGUCUCAGCUCAGCACCCAGUUGGGGUUGAAUUUGGGAGGUGCCAGUGUGCCCCACACAUCUCCUUCACCUCCAGCAAGCAAAUCGGCAACCCCCUCUCCUUCCAGCUCCAUCAAUGAAGAGGAUGCUGAUGAAUCCAACAGGGCCAUUGGAGAGAAAAGAGCUGCUCCAGAUUCUGGCAAGAAGCCCAAGACUCCAAAGAAAAAGAAAAAGAAAGAUCCCAAUGAGCCACAGAAGCCAGUGUCAGCAUAUGCCCUGUUUUUCAGAGACACACAGGCUGCGAUUAAAGGUCAAAACCCCAAUGCAACCUUUGGAGAGGUCUCAAAAAUCGUAGCAUCUAUGUGGGACAGCCUUGGAGAAGAACAAAAGCAGGUAUAUAAAAGGAAAACGGAAGCUGCCAAAAAAGAAUACUUGAAGGCCCUGGCUGCAUACAGGGCCAGCCUCGUUUCUAAGGCUGCUGCUGAAUCAGCAGAAGCCCAGACCAUUCGUUCUGUUCAGCAGACCCUGGCGUCCACCAAUCUGACAUCCUCCCUCCUUCUCAGCCCUCCGCUGUCUCAACAUGGAACAGUCUCAGCGUCACCUCAGACUCUCCAGCAAUCACUCCCUAGGUCAAUUGCUCCCAAACCCUUAACCAUGAGACUCCCCAUGAACCAGAUUGUCACAUCAGUCACCAUCGCGGCCAACAUGCCAUCGAACCUUGGGGCUCCGCUCAUCAGCUCCCUGGGAACCACCUUGGUUGGCUCAGCAUCCUCGACCCAAGUGAGCCCUUCAGUGCAAACCCAGCAGCAUCAGAUGCAGCUGCAGCAGCAGCAGCAGCAGCAGCAGCAGCAGCAGCAGAUGCAACAGAUGCAGCAGCAGCAACUCCAGCAGCACCAAAUGCAUCAGCAGAUCCAGCAGCAGAUGCAGCAGCAGCAUUUCCAACACCACAUGCAGCAGCACCUGCAGCAGCAGCAGCAUCUCCAGCAGCAAAUCAGCCAACAGCAGCUGCAGCAGCAGCUGCAGCAGCACAUCCAGCUGCAGCAGCUGCAACAUAUGCAGCAUCAGUCCCAGCCUUCCCCUCGGCAGCACUCCCCCGUCACCUCGCAGAUCACGUCCCCCAUCCCCGCCAUUGGCAGCCCCCAGCCAGCCUCUCAGCAGCACCAGUCGCAAAUACAGUCUCAGACACAGACUCAAGUAUUAUCACAGGCUAUACCUACAAUAUGUGAAUCAAACCGUUUCCCGAAUCCUGGGACAUACCGGUGACUAUAAACUGGCCUCUCUGAGUCCUUGAAAAUGGCCUUAUUUCUCCAGAAGUGAAUAAACCACACUUCAAGGCUAUUUGAACUUCCGAAGCCCUCAAAAUAAAAAGCACAGUUGUAACUACCUGAAAUAUGAAGAUCCAGUUUCAUACAAACAUUUGUAUGAUGUGAAUUGUUGAUGGCAUUUUUUUGUCAUAAAAAAAUAAUGUAAAUCACAGACUUUUGCCAAAGCUCUUAUUUUUUUUCUCCUAAAUCUCUCCAGAAAAAAAAAAUGCAAGUGAUUAGAUUCAAUUAUUGACUCAUUUCCACUUUUUACCCAUGACUUCUCCAAAUCGAACCACAGUGUGUGUUGUAACAAUAUCUAUGACCACUGUUAGCCCAUUAUAUUCAUUCCAAUUAGAAGAAAAGAAUGUGAAUAUUAUAUUCUGUGUUUUGAGUGACAAGUUUCGAAAAAUAAAAACACUGUAUUUUUAAAAGGGAAAUGCACUUAAAUGAAAACAGUUAUUACAAAAGUUAAGAUUUAAAAAAAAAAAGCAAGAGUUUUUAUUAUGAUGUUAAUGCCGGUGGAAUAUUUAAAAGGCGCACCACAUCGGAAUAAUCAAUGUAAAUAUUUUCUUUCAAAGUUGUAAGUUUUCAUAUCAUGUGUUGUAAAGUUUUCAUAAACGAGGCUUUAACGUAAACACUGGUGACAUAAACCAUUCAUUGCUACGUUGCUUAUUGUGUUUUUAUGCUGUUUUAUACUUUUUUAUGAGUUAUGAUAGCAGCAAUUAAGUUGUUUGUAUUUUGCUUAACUAAAACAAAAAUGCUUUUAUCUUGCUAUAGAAUAAACACAUUUCAGUAAAAACUGUGGACUGUAUUUUGAUGCAACAAUCAGGAAACUGUUCACUUUUCAAAUAAAAUGAUAUGUCAAAUUUCACUUUCGGUUCC